This is a messenger RNA of Merops nubicus (carmine bee-eater), 1335 nucleotides long. It is a transcript of the gene LARP6, whose product is annotated as La ribonucleoprotein domain family, member 6. Lineage: Eukaryota; Metazoa; Chordata; Aves; Coraciiformes; Meropidae. The coding region runs from base 1 to 1335 and encodes 444 amino acids. The record is from RefSeq and is a predicted model, not a curated record. Gene Ontology annotation, molecular function: mRNA binding. Gene Ontology annotation, biological process: RNA processing. The transcript has 3 exons. Gene Ontology annotation, cellular component: nucleus.
AUGGACGUAGAGAGGAUAGGAGAAUGUCUUCUUGGCAACCUAGGUAUGUAUGCAGUACAGCUACUCCUGAGUGGUGGGGAAAAUGAUGACGACUCUGACCAGAACUGGAAACCACCAGAAAAUGACCUGAUCCAGAAGUUAAUAGCACAGAUUGAAUAUUACUUCUCAGAUGAAAACCUUGAGAAAGACGCCUUCCUUUUAAAGCAUGUGAGAAGAAAUAAGAUGGGCUAUGUCAGUGUUAAACUCCUCACUUCUUUUAAGAAGGUGAAACACCUUACCCGUGACUGGAGAACUACAGCCUAUGCACUGAAGUACUCGGACACUCUUGAGCUCAACGACGAUAACAAAAAGGUUAGAAGAAAUACUCCAGUUCCAGUGUUUCCAAGUGAAAACCUCCCUACCAGGAUGUUACUGGUGUAUGAUAUUCACAUGAUUUCUGAGCUGCAGGCUUUUAAACAGCAAGAAAAUGGAUGCAUGCAAGAGAGGAUAAUGGAACAUCUCCUCAAAGCCUUUGUAAGUUUUGGCGUAAUUUCAUCAGUUCGUAUUCUCAAGCCUGGUAGGGAUCUACCACCCGAUAUCAGGAGGGUCAGCAACCAGUACACCCAACUGGGAACUCAGGAAUGUGCAAUUAUAGAAUUUGAAGAAGUAGAUGCUGCGAUCCGUGCUCAUGACUUCAUGUAUGCUAAAAAUAAAGAAACUGGUAUGAAAGUUGUCCUAAUAGGCACGAAACCUCCGAAGAAAAAAGUUCCAAAGGACAAGAACCGUGAUGAAGAUACCAGCAAGAGCCUUAAGAAGGUUAGAUCCCUUAAUAAGAGAGUGGAGGAACUUCAGUUUGUUGGUGAUGAGUCUUCAGCAAAUAGCUCUUCUGAACCAGAGAGUAAUCCUACAUCACCACUGUCAGGGCGCAAAAGAACUGCAGCAAAUACUAUGAGUAAUUUGAGCCUUGUCAUUCACCCAACCAACCAUCUGAGUCCUAAUGUGUCACCCAGAUCAAGUCCUUGGAACAGUCCAUCUUUGCUAAGAAAAGCAACCAAAAAGUCUCCACUGGCUGAAGACAGCAAGCUUAACCCAAGCACUAGCCCUGAAAUUCCAAGGAAAUGUACAGAUUAUUCCUCAGACAGCAGUAUCACUCCCUCUGGUAGCCCCUGGGUACAGAGAAGAAAAGCGCGAACUGUAACACAAGAGAAGAGUCCCAUCAGUAGCCCCACGUUGGCUCGGAAAAUACAAAAUGCAGAUGGUCUUCCUGUAGGGGUGCUGCGGCUGCCUAAAGGUCCUGAUGGCACCAAAGGAUUCCACAACGGAUGUGAAAGGAGGAAGGCCUUGAAGUACGAAUGA